Messenger RNA from Apaloderma vittatum (bar-tailed trogon), 1317 nucleotides. It is a transcript of the gene SLC2A8, whose product is annotated as solute carrier family 2 (facilitated glucose transporter), member 8. Gene Ontology annotation, cellular component: membrane. Gene Ontology annotation, biological process: transmembrane transport. The record is from RefSeq and is a predicted model, not a curated record. Gene Ontology annotation, molecular function: transmembrane transporter activity. Lineage: Eukaryota; Metazoa; Chordata; Aves; Trogoniformes; Trogonidae.
CCCGCUGCGCUGGGCUGGAGCUCACCCGUUACUCCAGAGCUGAGGAGAGUCAGCGGCGCCGAACCAAGACUGGACAGCGAUCAAGCCUCGUGGUUGGGGUCAGUGAUAACAUUAGGAGCUGCUGCUGGAGGAAUACUAGGAGGCUAUCUUGUGGAAGUUGGGAGAAAGCUGAGUCUAAUGCUGUGUUCAGUACCAUAUGUUUUUGGAUAUAUAGUUGUUAUAUCUGCUCAGAAUGUUUGGAUGCUUUAUUUUGGAUGGAUGCUGACAGGCUUAGCCAGUGGAAUUACUUCACUUGUUGCUCUGAUGUGUAUAUCUGAAGUAUCUCAUCCUAAAGUCUGUGGUAUGCUGGGCUCUUGUGUUCAGGUGAUAGUGGUGAUUGGCAUACCGGGAGCCUACAUUGCAGGAGUAAUGCUAAAAUGGUGCUGGUUGGCAGUGUUGUGUUCUGGUCAAUCCUGCACAAUGCUAUUGUUCAUGUCCUUCAUGCCUGAAUCACCAAGAUUUCUGCUGAAUUGGAACAAACGCUCAGAAGCGAUGGCUUCUCUGAGCUUUUUGCGGGGACCACACGCAGACCAUGAAUGGGAAUGUAGGCAGAUUCCAGCUGGUGUUCAGGAAGAGGGACUAUAUCUCUCUGAAUUUAAGAUCCCCUCAAUCUACAGGCCACUUCUUACUGGUGUGGCUUUAAUGUUCUUCCAGCAAGUAACAGGCAUUAAUGCAGUUAUGUUUUAUGCAGAAACUAUCUUUGAGGAUGCAAACUUCAAGGACAGCGGGAUGGCCUCUGUUGUUGUGGGUUCCAUACAGGUAUGUUUCACUGCUGUGGCUCCACUUAUCAUAGAUAAAGCUGGAUGAAGAGUGCUGCUUUGUGUAUCUGGGAUAAUCAUGGCUCUCAGUACUGCAUUGUUUGUGCUUUACUUUAAAAUGGUCCUUCCAAACAACGCAUAAAAUCCUGAUGUAUUCUUCACUCUAAAUUCAGCAUCUCCAGGAACAGAAAGCAGCAUAUCCUGGCUUGCAGUAGUGAGCCUAGGUCUCUUUGUUGUUGGUUUUGCCCUUGGCUGGGGCCCUGUUCCUUGACUGGUGGUAUCUGAAAUCUUCCUACUUAAAGCUAGAGGCAUAUCGAGUACUGCUUGUGUGUUAACAACCUGGAUGAUGGCCUUGGUAACCAGAGAAUUUAAUGAUUUUACACGUUUCUUAACAUCCUCUGGUAUGUUCUGGCUCUUCUUGGCCUUCUGCCGCCUCAGUGUAACUUUUACAGCCUUCUGUGUUCCUGAAACAAAAGGACAGACCCUGGAACAAAUUGAGGCCCGCUUCAGAAGAUCUUAA